AUGUGGCGAGAGGCGAUGAUGAGGAGGAGGAGACGCCGCUACCUGCUGGAGCGGGCAGAGCAGGCGGGCGGCGGCGGCGGCUGCGGGGCGAGCGGCGAGCAGUCCCGCUGCCGGGACUGGCUGUACGAGUCGUACUACUGCAUGAGCCAGCAGCACCCGCUCCUCGUCUUCCUGCUCCUCAUCGUCAUGGGCGCCUGCCUGGCCCUGCUCGCCGUCUUCUUCGCCACCGGGCUGGAAAUUGAAGACCACGUGGCAUUUUUAAUAACUGUUCCAACAGCCCUAGCAAUUUUUUUUGCUAUAUUUAUCCUUGUCUGCGUAGAACCUGUCUUCAAGAAGCUGCUCCGUAUAUUUUCGCUGGUGGUCUGGGUAUGUCUGGUUGCCAUGGGAUAUCUCUUUAUGUGUUUUGGAGGAAUCAUCUGUCCCUGGGACCAGGUGUCAUUUUUCUUGUUCAUUAUUUUCGUGGUGUAUACCAUGCUGCCCUUCAACAUGAGGGACGCUAUAGUUGCCAGCGUCUUGACCUCUGCGUCUCAUACGAUUGUGCUGAGCGUCUGUCUGUCGGGUACAACUGAUGUAAAGGAACACUUGGUUUGGCAGAUAUUGGCAAAUGUAAUCAUUUUCAUCUGUGGAAACUUGGCAGGAGCAUACCACAAACACCUCAUGGAACUGGCACUGCAGCAGACGUAUCAGGACACAUGCAACUGCAUCAAAUCCCGUAUCAAGUUGGAAUUUGAGAAGCGGCAACAGGAGCGUCUUCUACUUUCUUUACUGCCUGCUCACAUUGCCAUGGAAAUGAAAGCAGAGAUCAUUCAGAGGUUGCAAGGUCCCAAAGCAGGCCAGCUGGAAAACACAAACAACUUCCACAACUUGUAUGUCAAAAGGCACACCAAUGUAAGCAUCUUGUAUGCUGAUAUCGUAGGAUUCACUCGCCUGGCCAGUGACUGCUCACCUGGGGAACUGGUGCACAUGCUCAAUGAGCUGUUUGGCAAGUUUGAUCAGAUUGCAAAGGAAAAUGAAUGUAUGAGAAUUAAAAUCCUAGGUGACUGCUACUACUGUGUUUCUGGACUACCUAUAUCUCUUCAAAAUCAUGCCAAGAAUUGUGUGAAAAUGGGAUUGGACAUGUGUGAAGCUAUUAAGAAAGUGAGAGAUGCAACUGGGGUUGAUAUUAAUAUGCGUGUGGGAGUGCACUCUGGGAACGUCCUCUGCGGAGUUAUUGGGCUACAGAAGUGGCAGUACGAUGUGUGGUCGCAUGAUGUCACUCUGGCAAAUCACAUGGAAGCUGGAGGAGUUCCAGGCCGCGUUCACAUCACUUCAGUCACCUUGGCACAUUUGAAUGGAGCAUACAAAGUGGAAGAUGGGGAUGGUGAUGUGAGGGACCCAUAUCUGAAAGAGCACAAUGUUAAGACUUACUUUGUAAUCAAUCCUAAGGGAGAGAAGCGAAGUCCUCAGCACCACAUUAGACCUCGACAUACUCUUGAUGGAGCCAAAAUGAGAGCUUCUGUCCGCAUGACCCGGUACCUGGAAUCUUGGGGAGCAGCCAAGCCAUUUGCACACUUGCACCACAGGGACAGCAUGACCACUGAAAACGGCAAGAUUAGCACAACAGAUGUUCCCAUGGGGCAGUAUCAUUUUCAGCGUUGCAGAGAGAGAACAAAAUCACAGAAAAGAAGGUUUGAGGAGGAGCUGAAUGAGAGGAUGAUUCAGGCCAUUGAUGGAAUCAAUGCUCAAAAGCAGUGGCUUAAAUCUGAAGACAUUCAAAGAAUAUCGCUUCUUUUCUACAAUAAGACUCUGGAAAAAGAAUAUAGAGCAACUACUCUGCCUGCAUUUAAGUAUUAUGUGACUUGUGCCUGUCUCAUAUUCUUCUGCAUUUUUGUUGUACAGAUUCUGGUAUUGCCAAAAACAUCUAUUCUUGGAAUUUCAUUUGGGGCUGCAUUUCUCUUGCUUUCCUUCAUUUUGUUUAUCUGCUUUGCUGGACAGCUUUUGCAAUGUAGCAAGAAAGCAUCAGCUUCACUGUUGUGGAUCCUGAAAUCAUCUGGAAUAAUUGCAAACCGUCCUUGGCCGCGGAUCACUCUUACAUUGACAACCACUGCAAUAAUAUUAACUAUGGCCGUGUUCAACAUGUUUUUCCUGGAUAAUGCUGUGAAAGCUUUUCCCCCAGUUCUUAAUUCAUCAAAUACAAGUUUUCCUAAUUUGGGUAAUCAGACACGGUGGUGUAUACAAAACAACUGUUUUUUCCUACCGUAUUUUAUAUACAGCUGCAUAUUAGGGCUCAUUUCGUGUUCCGUUUUCCUGAGGAUAAAUUAUGAGUUGAAAAUGGUGAUAAUGUUGAUUGCAUUGGUGGGCUACAACGUUAUCCUUCUGCACACUCAUGGGCCCAUGCUGGAUGACUACAGCAAAUUUAUGUACGCAAUGGCACCUCUAAAAAGGCCUGGAGUACUAAAAGACCUGAAGACAAUGGGCUCAGUUUCUUUGUUUAUAUUCUUCGUCACAUUACUGGUUUUGGGUAGACAGAAUGAAUAUUACUGUAGGUUAGACUUCCUGUGGAAGAACAAGUUCAAAAAAGAGCGGGAGGAGAUUGAAACCAUGGAGAACCUAAAUCGUGUGCUUCUGGAGAAUGUGCUUCCAGCCCAUGUAGCUGAACACUUCUUGGCAAGAAAUCUGAAGAAUGAGGAUCUGUAUCAUCAGUCAUAUGACUGUGUCUGUGUCAUGUUUGCCUCUAUUCCGGAUUUCAAGGAAUUUUACACAGAAUCUGAUGUAAAUAAGGAAGGCUUGGAAUGUCUCAGGCUGCUAAAUGAGAUCAUUGCUGACUUCGAUGAUCUAUUGUCUAAGCCAAAGUUCAGUGGAGUUGAAAAGAUAAAGACCAUUGGGAGCACUUACAUGGCAGCAACGGGACUGAGUGCUACACCCAACCAAGAACAGUGUCAGGAACCUGAACGACAGUAUAUGCACAUAGGAACCAUGGUGGAGUUUGCAUUUGCCCUAGUGGCAAAACUGGAUGUCAUAAACAAGCAUUCAUUCAAUGACUUCAAGUUACGAGUAGGUAUUAACCAUGGACCUGUAAUAGCUGGAGUAAUUGGAGCUCAAAAACCACAAUAUGAUAUCUGGGGCAAUACAGUAAAUGUGGCCAGCAGGAUGGACAGCACUGGUGUCUUAGAUAAAAUACAGGUUACAGAAGAGACGAACAAUGUCCUGCAAACAUUGGGAUACAUGAGCACUUGCAGAGGAAUAAUAAAUGUAAAAGGAAAAGGAGAACUGAAGACAUACUUUGUACAUACUGAAAUGACAAGGUCCCUUUCACAAGGGAAUGUGGCAUCUUGAAGAAUGCUUGUACAUGUCAUCAAUACCAUAUUUUCAGGAAAGUAUCACGCACUUUUUAACUACAUUUUGGCCCUUAACAUGCGUGCUAUUUUCUGAUAUGUGGCACUUAUUUUAAUAUGGCUGCAGAAUAGUCUCAUGAGCCAUCAUUUUGCACCUUGAUAUUCCUAUGUUCAAGGACAGUUGUGAUGUACGCUGUAGGACUGGAAGAUUGUACUGCAACUUGCACUGUUAUUCCGAGACAAGAAAAGAAGGAAUGGGAAUUAAAAAGAGGUAACUCAUCCUGAAAGGACUAAAAAGAGAUGUUGGUGACAAAUGUGGGGAAAAAAGGCAAUAAAGCUAGGGGUGCAUACUAUUUCCCGAUGCAUGGUGUUUUCUGGAAAAUACAGUCGCUCCCCAAUAGCAUCCACUAAUCUGGUAUUAGAGCAUACAGUAUUUGUAAAUAAGUUUACUCAGUUCACACAUGAUUUGGAUGUGAUCACCAGUUACAUCUCAUAGCCAGGGACACGUUGGGUGGCUUGCUGGCAUUCUUUCUGAAGAGAACUAACGAUGCUGGAUUAGUUUUGUACAAACGUGUCAAAUGUUUUGAAGCUAUUGUCUUUUGUAAGGUUAAUUCAUUAAAAGUUUAUAUGUACUUUGUCUUACUGUUGCUGUCUCUUAGUUUUGCUUCCUUCUCUGGCUUCUGUCCCUCUAAACCUGCGCGUCUGCUGCUGUGGCUGCUGCUUUUUAUUCAGCAGUUAGAUGCUGAGGCAGGCUGUGGCCAGCUAUUGCAAUAGCCUAGAUCAUUAAUACCUGCUAGAUUUGCUGUUGCCUUUCAGGAAUUCAAUGAGCUCUAUUGUCUUCAGUCUUGGUUGGUAUCCUAGGCACUCUGCAGUCAUUUGGUCCUUAUAUGAUACAGACUUACCUCAGAUCCAUAAACACAGCAAAGUGGGGGAUACUGGAGACAGUAGCAGUGUUGCUACUCUACAACUGGCCUGCAGUGCUUAAACAGUAACUAGGAGAAGCUGUACAAGAGAGGAAACAUUUUGUUUUGCACUUCCACCACCUCUUCUGCCCUCGCAUGCUUUUCACUUACCUUUCCAAUGCCAGAUUUCAUGGGAUAAUUAAAAAUAGUCUAAUUUAUCAGGACAUCAUGAUGAGUGGAAGAUACAAAAAAUGUUAUUUUGUGGAUAUUCAAGAUUAAUUUACAUCCUGUUGAAUUAGAAAAUAGCAUACUUGAAAAAUUUCAUAGAUGAGCAAGGUGAGAGACUGAAAAAUCCAGUAACUACUAUCUAUGUUCCUUUGAAAACACUAUAAAGAUUAUUUUUGCUUUGCUCUUAUCAAUACUUGAUACUAACAUUUUUUAGUCAUCGUAACAGCCUAACAAGACCAAAAUUAUUAAAAUUCUCCUAUUUAAAAUAUCAUAUAAUUACAAUAUUUUUUUUUCUGAUAUCUUAUGAAUAUAGAUGUCAACUUGUGCACUGUUAGCUCUGUCAUACUAUUGAAUUGUAAAAAGGACUCAUGGAACAAUCUUUCAGAUUUCUACUUCAUGAAACAUGUAUUUACAUUUGUGUUGAAUUGGUGUCCUUUCAGAAGGAGUUCCCAAAACUGUGGGUCACAAGUAAAUGGCAUCAGGCCAUGCAGUCUCACCAAGUGUGGCAUGGUUACUGACAGCAGCCAUCCGCCCUCCAGCAAAUUGGAAUAGCAGUCAAUUUCAAAAUGUCUACGUUUGAAGUAAAAUAGACGACCUGAAUUUUCAUCCCUUAAAUUAAAAAAAAAUAAAUAAAAUAAAAUAAAUAAAAACGUAGAUUUUGAAUGUACUCUGAACCUUUAAAACUUUUCUGGUAUUAUCACAGGUCAAAGCAAUCAUUUCUCAUUAUGGAUGAAAACCCUGUAUGUAAAUGCAUAUGUAAUGAUAUUGUAUUGUCGUAUCUAUGUGCAGCUUUCAGGUAUAACCUGUAUAUUCAGGGUUUUGUUUUUCAUUUGUAUUCUUGCACAUUCUGUGCAUCAGUACUAAACCUUGUACCUGAUUUGAUAGGCUUGUUUCUAUGAUUUUUAUAAAAGUUAAACAAUACUAUAUUUCUGUAACCCAUAAAAUGUUAAAAUAUUUGGAUAGCAGUGAGCUGACUGGUUCAAUGAAAUAUAAAGAUAUAUAUGUCCCCUCCAAGAACAUGUUGAAAAUGCCCUUGUUCUGGGCACUCAUGUUACUCUGGUAUUCUCUCAUUUUGUACUUGCAUUCUGACUCUUGCUACUAUGUAGCCAAAUCCUGCUAAGAAGAAAGUGGGCAAAAGAUGAAUAUAAAUAUGUACAGUUAUGAUGCCCAAAGAAUGGUGCAUACCAUCCUCUCUCCAGCCUACAGUUGCUGACUAGUAUUAUUAUCUUUCUAGUGCCAAGAAGCUAUUUGUAUCCAAUAAAUAUUUUUGUCUUCCAAUGCAUCUUUCAUCUACUGUUUAUACCAUUUUAUUCUUCCCCUGUCUAGAUUGAUCCAGAGAUCCUGUAUCCUCUUUCUUCCUCUCCUGCAGCAGUUUCAUCUGCCUCAAUAUCUGAAUAUAACACUAUUUAAGUAUCACUGUAUAACUUGAAAAGCUUUCUGAUAAUGAUACCCGUCAGUAUUCAAUAUGCUGUAUUUUCUACAUCACUAUAAGGCUCAAGUUCUGUGACUCCCAUGUUGGUGCUAUAGUUCAUAGGUUGCUAGUGAAUCUUAAAGAAUGUGAGUUUCAAAAGUAAAAUGCAAGUGUGCUUGACAACGUGAGGCAGCAGCCAAGAGAUCAAUGUAAGAGUGAUUCACUGUAAGCUGGGAAAAUGAAACCCAAAGUUUCAGAGUCUGAUGGAUUUCUUUAUCAAAGCCAGUGCUUUGCUACUUGGAGGGCUACCAAGGGACAGGAAGAAAGAUUAGGCUUGCAGAUAUAUAUAUAUAUAUAUUUUUAACUACAAAAAUAGUUGGGAUUACCUGUAUGUUAAUGCUAUUUAACUGCUGUGUCUAAAGACAGACAUUAACAUCCUAUUUAACGUGUGAAAAGCAUUAUUCAUUCUGUUCAUAUUCCUUUAUGGUUUAUCUAUUUUGUAAACUAUCUAUAGACCUUAUUUAGCUUUUCCUUUUUCCACUGAGACACAGGUAGGAUUUCAGCCUGCUCAUUUCUAAAGAGACAGCUGUGCACAUCCAAAGGCAGACCUGUUUCAAGUCUGUCCCAUUUUGUUUUCAGAAACUCAUUUCAGGACAAAUAAUUAGCUAUGUCAUUGGAUGCUUUAUAUACCAACAGAUUUACUAUCAAAAGCAACAAUUACCUUGUCCUUCGAUAAUUAAUUUUCCCUUUGGUUGUAUUUCUGUAUGAAGAUUUUUUUUUUUUCUCUGAUAGCAGAUUCUCCUUCACCUGACCUAGAUACUACCCAUCAGCACUUUUUACAAGUGGACCUCAAGCUAGGGAUUUUUACUUCUGUUUUUCCUUCCUUGUCUAAGAUAGUGCUGUGACUCUGGGGAGGAAACAAAUGUAGAAUGAGAUAUAUGUGCCUUAAAUAAAACAUGUAAUUAACAGUAUUUUUGUUCUGUGAAGUACUUCAAAUUUUUUGUGGAUUUUCAAAAGUGAUGCAUUAAUCAAUUGUAGAUGGUUCACCCUACAGCUGUCAAUGUAUUCCUUUUAAAGGCUUUCAAAUUUAGUGGCUGGAAUUAUCCAGGUAAAUAUUGUUUUUAAUAUACCAGAAUGGAAUAAAAGGAAAUUUUAAUCUGGUUUGCAACUAUCAAGCUAUGAAACCCUUUAUACUAUAGGAUGCCACUGUUAAAACAAGGAUUCUGCCGACAAUUGUUUGAAAAUUUCUGAUGGAGUAUUUUUCAAAUGUAUUUGCAGCAAUUGAGAUGUUUUGUGUGAAAAACCUCAGUUUUGACAGGAAGAAAUGCCUGUGAAGUAUUUUGAAAGACUGACGUUCCUGGGCUUUAUGUUUGCAUUUCAAACCAGUGUUACAAAAUGUUACAUAUAAUAAUGUCCAUUUCAUGUAUAAAAUUGUGCAUUAUUCUAUUUACCAGCAGGGUUAUUAAACAGAAUAUUCAUCUGA
Molecule: messenger RNA, 7338 nt
Organism: Anas platyrhynchos (mallard)
Lineage: Eukaryota; Metazoa; Chordata; Aves; Anseriformes; Anatidae
Gene: ADCY2
Product: adenylate cyclase 2
Biological process (GO): adenylate cyclase-inhibiting G protein-coupled receptor signaling pathway; cAMP biosynthetic process; adenylate cyclase-activating G protein-coupled receptor signaling pathway
Cellular component (GO): plasma membrane
Molecular function (GO): adenylate cyclase activity
Source: RefSeq, a predicted model, not a curated record